Cololabis saira (Pacific saury) is the source of this 1452-nucleotide messenger RNA. RefSeq names its product chemokine (C-C motif) ligand 44 (gene ccl44). Bases 67 to 447 code for a protein of 126 amino acids. The transcript has 5 exons. Gene Ontology annotation, molecular function: CCR chemokine receptor binding; chemokine activity. The record is from RefSeq and is a predicted model, not a curated record. NCBI's taxonomy places the organism in Eukaryota, Metazoa, Chordata, Actinopteri, Beloniformes, Belonidae. Gene Ontology annotation, cellular component: extracellular region. Gene Ontology annotation, biological process: positive regulation of GTPase activity; cellular response to interleukin-1; monocyte chemotaxis.
AAGAGAGGCAGGAAUAGAGUGAGGGGUGACAGAGUAGAUUAUCCUCUCCUCUCUGCCAGUCUCAUCAUGUUCUUCCUGCAGAUGUUGACUGUUAUCUCUCUCACUGUUUUCUUCCUGUCAUCAGUAGAAGCGAAAGGCGUGCAGAUGCAGAGGGAUGUGCAGUGCUGCAUGUUGUACUCCCGGGGCAAGGUGCGUCCGAAAGAUGUGUUGCGGUUUGAGGUGCAGAUGGAGGGGCCCGACUGCAGCAUACAAGCCAUCAUUUUUUACACAAAGAAGUCAGUGAAAUGCGCAGACCCCAGAGAUCGGAGGGUGAAAAGGCUGUUGAGGAAGCUCCUUCAGAGACCGAGAAUCAAGAUGCACCAAACCGUGUGGUUUCCAUCUCGUGACAACCUGCCUGUCAUGUCAGAGGAUGAAAAGUACAAUUUGGCGCUUCUCAAUGUGGAGUGAAGAAGCCCCAUCAGACAUGGAGGAAAACUUGUAGUCCUACGCCAAGUAAAUGUUCAGCAGCUCGUUUUCCUUACUCAGUGAUGCCUGCUGACUCUCCGUCAUCUUGUGUCUCUCUUUCUACAUUAUCUGUCUCCCUGGGACAAGACCUGGGCAGCAAUACAUAUUCAAACGGCUUUAGAUAUUUAAACAUGAACUGUGCUUGAAAUAUUCCCAACCUGUGGCCGGAACACUCAACAGAGGAGUGUUAUUUGUCGGAUGAGUUGCAAUGAUUUUUCUUUUUCCUUUUUAAUGGCUUAUACUGUUAUUUGCUGGAGUCUGCCUAAAGUGUCAUCCUCUACAACAAUGUACCGUAACCGAUCGUGGCUGAUGUGAAAUCAGUGAAGGUUUACUCAAGUCAGCGUUGACAUUCAUAUAGUAAAUUAUCAAGAUACUCUCUACUUAUUUGUGACUUGUAAACUUUAAACGUGUAAAAACAUUUCACAGUAUAGGAAAGUAGAUGCAUUUUUUUCACAUUCAGCUGGGCAUACAGAAUAUUGGGAAGCAUGUCUAUAUUACUAAAUUGCACUUUGUUUUCCUUUCUAGGUAUUUGUAACAAUAUUUGUAAAAAAAAAAAAAAACUUCUUCAGGCAAUAUAAGACUGUUCUUGAAAUCAAAUUGGGCCCAUACUGAAGCAUUUAUUUGGGUUCAACUGUUUUUGUUUUUUGUUUUAACUUAACAAGCAAAUUCCUUUAUAUCCUGACUGCUUGUAAAUGUCAAGUCAGAGUUUUAAAAUUUGCCUCUCAGGCAUUGACAACAGAUUAAAAAAUCUAUUUAGAGUUAAUAUUUGUGUUUUUCACCAAUGGUCCGUCACAAAACUAUGCCAAAGUACUGAUGAGUCCAUCCAUGACAUGACCAGGCUGUUAAACCUUGAGGGCUCUAUUGUGUGUGAGAUGCACAAGCAUUGUAUUGUAGAAGACUGCACUGUAUCUCAAGUAAAAUAUUUUAUAAAUUUAUCUGAAGUACUAA